AUGGUUCCACUGUCUGUUAUAAAUACUGCAGUUCUCACUCGUAUCCAUUUAGUACUCUUGAGAGAAAUCAUGGAAGGCAGAAGAAACACAAUUCAUGUACUAAUGUUGCCAUGGCUAGCCCAUGGACACAUUUCACCAUAUCUAGAACUAGCCAAAAGACUUGUAUACAGAAAUUUCCAUAUCCAUUUGUGUUCAACUGCUGUAAAUCUCACUUCAGUCAAGAAAAAAAUCCCAGAAAAAUUCACUGACUCAAUCCAACUCGUUGAGCUAACUCUUCCUUCUUACCCUGAACUACCUCCACCUUACCAUACAACGAAUGGCCUACCACCCCACCUCAUGACAACCCUCAAAAAAGCCUUUGAGGAAUCAAGCCCUAACUUAUCUAACAUUCUUGAUACUGUAAAACCCCAAAUCGUUAUUUACGACUAUAAUCAGCCGUGGGUGGCAGAACUGGCUUCUUGCCGUGGAAUCCCGGCGGUGCAGUUUCUCACAGUCAGUGCAACAAUCACUUGUUUUAAUCUUUUCGUGAAUCAAAAACCAGAUGAAGCAUUCCCGUUUCCAGAGAUUAAUCUGAGGCAGUUCGAGAGAAAUAAGAUUCAAGACUUAGGGGAGUCACAAGUGGGCAAUGUUAAAGAGAGUGUUCGGGCUUUUGCUGCUCUGGCAAAAUCAAAAAACAUUGUUCUUAUCAAAACUUCUCGAGAGAUUGAAGGAAAAUACAUAGAUUUUCUGUCAAAUAUAUGUAACAAGAAGAUUGUCCCUGUAGGCACACUUUUUCAAGAUCCUGUGAUUGAAGACGAAAAUAAGGAGAUAAUGGAAUGGCUUGACAAGAAGGAGAAGAAUUCAGUAGUGUUUGUUUCUUUUGGCAGUGAAUAUUUUCUGUCCAAGGAAGAGAGACUUGAAGUAGCGAAGGCACUAGAGCUUAGCCAGGUUAACUUCGUGUGGGUUAUCAGAUUUCCUUCGACGGAAAAAAUAAAGAUCGAAGAGGCACUGCCCCAAGAAUUUCUAGAAAGGGUAGGAGAUCGAGGUCUUGUCGUGGAAGGUUGGGCGCCGCAAGCCAAAAUUUUAGGCCACCCGAGCAUUGGUGGCUUCGUCAGUCACUGUGGAUGGAGUUCUACACUGGAAAGCAUAAAAUUUGGCGUCCCAAUAAUCGCCAUGCCUAUGCAAAUUGACCAACCAUUUAAUGCAAGAAUUGUGGAUGCCAUUGGAGUGGGAGUAGAAGCUUUGAGGGAUGAGAAUGGGAAACUUCAAGAUGAAGAGAUUGCAAAAGCGAUAAGGAAAAUAAUUUUGGAUAAAAUUGGGGAGGAAAUAAGAAAGGAAUCAAAACGAGUGAUGAUUGGAUUCGCAGUCAGUACUAUGUUCAUAGUGUUUGUAUGUACGAGACUUAUUUGUGCUCGAAUUCAUUUGAAUUCCUCCAGGCGGUCUUCUGCCAUGGCUUCUAGAUCUAAUCUUAGCAUUUUGGAGCGGGGUCUUCAUUGUAUUGAGCCUCUCGUGGUAGCCAACUUUCCGACUAAGAACUAUAGAGAUCUGUGCUUGUCAUCCAAAGAAAAUACUCAGUGCACUGUAUGCCUUGCUGAUUAUCGUGACGAAGAUACACUGCGUAUUCUGCCAGUCUGCGGCCAUUCCUUUCAUGCUACGUGUAUCGACAUAUGGCUGCAGCAGAACUCGACAUGUCCAGUAUGUCGAAUUUCUCUGCGUGAAAUUCCCGAGAGAAAGUGGUAUAUGCAACCCAUGUUCAGCUCAGCUAUCCGAUCUCAAUAUAACGCUCAGUCCAUCAAUAGGCAUUGCUGUCACUGCUUAUCAACCGGCCAUACUCAUUCAUCGAGAUCCCGAGACGACCUGAUAACAAACCCCGUCCAGGAGGCUCAUCUUCAACCAGAGGAUGGCAAAGAAACAAGUGGAGAGCCAGUUUAG
Molecule: messenger RNA, 1911 nt
Organism: Fraxinus pennsylvanica
Lineage: Eukaryota; Viridiplantae; Streptophyta; Magnoliopsida; Lamiales; Oleaceae
Source: the annotation of a GenBank genome assembly